AACAACAACGGGAAUUCUCUCUUAUGCAUCCCGCAGUUUAUCCUCAAGUCCCUAUUGCUCAUCAUUACAAUUACAGAGGAAUACCGUGGUCAUCCCCACAACCAUGGGGAAUACCCAGAACUUAUAAUGGACCUCCUCUCUAUACACAACAACAACAACAAGGAUACACAACGGAGGAGUUUCCUCAGAAUAUAUACACAGAUCCACCAGGGGAAGCUCCAAUCUCGAAUGAACACUAUUUACGGCAGCGUAGAGAUACUCGUUAAAACCACCAAUAAGAAGAGAUGA
Messenger RNA from Trypanosoma theileri, 288 nucleotides. RefSeq lists its product as uncharacterized. NCBI's taxonomy places the organism in Eukaryota, Euglenozoa, Kinetoplastea, Trypanosomatida, Trypanosomatidae. The transcript has a single exon. The annotation marks the transcript as partial. The record is from RefSeq and is a predicted model, not a curated record.